This is a messenger RNA of Caenorhabditis bovis, 1029 nucleotides long. Lineage: Eukaryota; Metazoa; Nematoda; Chromadorea; Rhabditida; Rhabditidae. The record is from the annotation of a GenBank genome assembly.
AUGCUGGCGAACAGCCUCGCCGGCAACAAUUCCAUCGAUGCGCCGAAUUACGCGCAGGUGAUCAAGCCGACAUGCGAGGCUUUCCAAGACUGGCAUCCGGCGGGCGCGCCGAUGUAUCCGCCGCAACAUUUGCAGUUCGUCAUUCCGCACCACGACUGGACGUAUCCGCAGCUACAGCCGACGGCAGUCGCCGCGACCGCCGCCGCCGCUGCCGCCAUUCACCAGCAGCAGCAGCAGCAGCAAGCGGCGACGACGUCGUCGUCGACAACGACAUCCUCAUUGGCGCAAUCGCAACAAAUCAAGCAGGAACUCGAGCGGCCUGAGAUCAUCCAGCGAAUCUCGCAUCCAUGGACGUAUCCAUUCUCAUGCGAGGAGAACACCGCGCCGACACCGCAACAAGCGCCGAGCACUGCUCACGGAGCCGCCAUGUCCGACAUGUCGGAUGAUGGCGAUCAGACGGGCCACGACGAUCUGGAAGGAUUCGCGAAGCAAUUCAAGCAGCGACGGAUAAAGCUGGGGUACACUCAAGCAGACGUCGGCUUAGCACUUGGCACUUUAUACGGCAACGUGUUCUCACAGACGACAAUUUGUCGAUUUGAAGCGCUUCAGUUGUCAUUCAAGAACAUGUGCAAACUCAAACCGCUUCUGUUCAAAUGGCUGGAGGAGGCUGAUUCGACGUCGAGCUCGCCGAACUCAACAUUCGAGAAGAUGACCGGACAAGGCGGCAGGAAACGCAAGAAGCGGACUAGUAUCGAGGUGAAUGUCAAAUCACGACUCGAGUAUCACUUCCAAGCCAAUCAGAAGCCGAACGCGCAAGAGAUCACACAAGUGGCGAACGAGCUUCAACUCGAAAAAGAGGUGGUUCGCGUCUGGUUCUGCAAUCGUCGCCAAAAAGAGAAACGAAUGACACCGCAGUUCGACCAGCCGCCAAUGGGUCUCGUCGGCAAUCAGUACCCUAUGCCGUCGGAUCUGUUUCAGUACCAAACCGCUGCCGGUCUAGUCAAUCACUAUGCUCAACAACCAUCAUGA